Plasmodium coatneyi is the source of this 2466-nucleotide messenger RNA. RefSeq lists its product as uncharacterized. The coding region runs from base 1 to 2466 and encodes 821 amino acids. Gene Ontology annotation, biological process: intra-Golgi vesicle-mediated transport. Lineage: Eukaryota; Apicomplexa; Aconoidasida; Haemosporida; Plasmodiidae. The transcript has a single exon. The record is from RefSeq and is a predicted model, not a curated record. Gene Ontology annotation, cellular component: COG complex.
AUGGACGACGUACAGAUAUGUGAAGACCCCGACUCGUUGGGGAACGCAAAUAGGCUAAGUAACGACCUGGGGAAGAUUAAAAAAUUUCAGGGCACAUUCAACAAGUACAGCGUUCUAUACGAUGAGGAAGAUAACGAGUUGGAAAAAUUAGAUCGCUUCGAGAAUAUGUUCAAGGAGGCAAAUGUAUUCUUCACACAUUUUCAGAAUAUUCAAAAGGACUUAAAAAAAGUUAGCGAGUUAGACAAAAAUGCAGAAGAGAAAAUCUUGGAAAGUAGCAAAAUGACAAGCGAAAUUCUGGAGGAAAUGGAAAAACUGAAGAAGGAAAAAUAUACUAUCAGGAAGAAAGAAAAAAUGUAUGACAAAAUUUUAAAGCAAUACAGUUUAAGUCCCCUAAGCUAUAACAAUUUAACGGACAUAAAUGUUUCGCUAAAUAUUGCAUUUUUUGAACACUUAAAGCAGUUUGAAUAUACAAAGGAAAAUAUAAUAAAGUUGCUAAACGAGAAUUCAACUGAUAGAGUAAGCAAAUAUUACUCCAAGCAUUACAGCAAUAUAUUGAAUAAGGCGUGCAAGAAAAUGUGCCUCUAUCUGAUCAGAGAGAAUAACAAUUGUUAUAGAAGGACAAACAAGGAUGCAGAUUUAUUGUUGUGUCCCAUUUCGGAAGAAAAAGAAAAGAGAAAAAUUAUGAUAAAAAAUUAUGUCCAGAAUUUUUCCCCCUUGACAAAAUUGUGCUAUAAAAUUAUUAUCGAAAAUAUGGAAUACUUCAACAUAUGUUUCGCUAAUUUUUUACACCUUAGAGUGAAAUUGCUGAAAAGAAAUUACAACGAUUUGUUUAGCAGUCAUGGGAGUAACGCAGUUGGGAGGAACAACUCAGAAGGGGAGUUCCACCCGAUAGAUGAUUCCAUAGAUGAUUCUGUGGAAAUAUUUAAAAACUUUUUUUCAACAAUGUACUACUUAUUAACGUCGGAGGAUAAUUUCUUCAAAAUCCUGCUUCUGUUCAAUUAUUAUUAUUCCAACAUACCAAUCCCGUACAUAACUGCUCAGCUGGAAAAUAUGCAUAACAAUUUAUACACCAUAAUUGACUCCUUGUAUGCUCCCUACAGUCAUUUUUUAGACACAAAUUUGAGCAGCUACCCGAAGAGUUACGAUACAUGUUAUGAACUGUUUCACAUUGUAGACAUGUUCAUCUUUAAAUUGAAAGAAUUUCAAAAUAGCUGUGAAAUAACACAAGACGUCAGAGAUAUUAUUAGAGAAAAUUCCAUCGAAAUGAUACGCUUUAGUGCGGAUUCGGAUGGUCGUCAACCUAGUGGGCCCAACUUACAGGAUGGAGUCCCUAUUCACGAAAAUUCAUUCCUAGAAAAUUACAAAAUUAAUCUUGGCAAGGGAAUUCAAGGGAGGAACUCCAUUUUGUGGGACCUCCCCAGCAGCGUCGCAGAUGGUGCGCAGAGUAAACUUCCGAGCGGAGAGCGCACCGAUCAGACGAACGAAGAAAAGCUGUUAAGCGGUGAACCAGUGAACAAUAUAAACACGGAAUAUUCUCAAAAGGGAGAUGAUGUAGACGAAAUAAAAAAUGUGGGGAUUGUCCCAAAUGUGGUUGAAGAAGAAGGAUCUUUAGACGAAGAUGAACGUGGAGACGAAAAACGGCAGAGCUCGAAUGAACUCGCCAAUCUUGAACCCGAUGACGGGGCGAGAAGCAAAGUGGAGGAAAAAUACAACUGCAAGUUGCUAAAAUUUACGCAAAAAAUACAGAAAAAAAUAGAAAACGAAUUCAUCUCGCUGUGGCAAAAAGAUGUUGUCACUUUCUACCUUAGUAAAAUCACCAAAGUGGACGAACCCAAUUAUUUUGACAACACACUGUCAGUUGUAAAAAAAAUAUUCAGUGCCUUAAAUAAUGUAUACUCUAUAUACACAAGGAAUAGUGACCUAUUCGGGCACCACUACAAGGAGCAGAAUUUUCAAAACGUCCUGGACAUCACAAUCAACCCCCUAAUAAAUAACUCCUUGAAAAAUAAAAGUCAGAAUAUAGAAAGGGAUUACAUAUUUAUUAUAAAUAUAUUUAUCUUUAUGCAAGAAAAUGUGAAAAUGUUUGAAGGGUCCUCUAAGUACUACGAUUUGCUGGGUAUAAUUAUCCAGGAAAAAAUGGAAAAAGUAUUGGAGCUGGAAAAUAAAAAUUUAUUGGCCUCCCUAAAGUUAGAUAAAAUUAGGAAAGGGGAAGAAAGUAACAUAAAGGAAGUAGAACUGAUUCUGGAAAAUUUUUAUAAAUUUGCUUUUUCGGAGAAGUUUAAUGAUUUCCCUGUGGUGAACAAAAUUCAAUCAAAUCAUGUCAAAAAGGACAUGCAGUUGGCCAUAUUUAAUAACAUACAUAAGGAAUAUGCACACUUGUACGAAAUGUAUUCCAAAAAAGUGAACAUGCUUUACUCGCCCGAUCAGAUAAAGGAUGUCCUUUUGAAAAAUUCGUCACUUAUAUGA